CUUGUUUGACCACAUCUUUGCCCUCGCUUGUGCUUUGACAGCGUGCGGUGCUGAACGACUUGUCACGUGAGACACGGCGCGUGAGGCAACAGCAAAAGAGAGUGAUGACGAAGGGAAACUCGUUUCCCGUCCGGCCCCCUGCUGCUGCCCGUUUUUCUGCCUUCCCGCUCCGCAUCACACCUAUAACUAUACCUACGUAGUAACAUACUCUGGGUCACACUCAGUAAGCUGUUAGCGCAGAGGUACAUAUCGCCUAUCCUCGCAACUACAAUGACGGACAUGGAGGUCGCCGCUCUCGCUACCGAUGCUGCCGCCACCGCUGACGAGGCUGUUGCAAGGAGGAAGCCGGGGGCGAAACGCAAUCCGGCCAUUACCGACAUGGUUAUGCACAGGAAGGAGAAGAACCGGCAGGCCCAGAAGGCUUUGCGAGAGCGCCGCUCUCAACAAGCCUUGGACACGCAAAUGGAGCUCAGAGCACUUCGCGGCGAAGUCACCGCACUCUCGCACGAACGAGGUCAACUAUUGCAUGAGCAUCGUCAAUUGCAGAGCUUGCUGGCGUUGGCCUUCUCCAGCUGGCUGCCGGAGGCAAACUUGGGCAAGGCGCCUAUGCCGCUCAACAACCCAAACUCUUAUGACGCGGUCAUGAUAGCAGCCAAAGCACUCGCCGAACUUCAAGCCGGUGGUGUCGCUCAACAAACAGCAGCACAUCCACCUUCUUCAAUGCCUCGGCCGGCCGAGGUCCACGCAGACGUUUCUGGCCAUCCGCUUCACCCGCAAACCGCGCAUCCACUUCCUAGUACGCCCGGUACCCCUACCACGUCGGCCGCGAUUCCUGGUGCCAUCUCGUCGUCGUCGUCCUUGGACAUGCCUCCUGCGCCCGCUUCUCCGGCAAACCCGCUUCCCGCCACCCCUGGAGAGCCGUCCCCUUUCCCUUCACCACCACGGCGUACUGCUUCCGUUGAAAGUCUGCAGAGCGUGCAAGACACGGAAGUCAAAUGGAGUUCUCCCUCCGUCGUCCUCAAAGAGCGUCUCGGCAAACUCGGUCCUCGUGCCCAUCUCCCAGCAGUGUGCGAAGAAUUGGUUCAUAGGGCCGUGUGUCGGGGCAACCCUUGGGAGGAAGCGGACUGGCACAUCCCGGCCGAUCUUUUUGAGCGAUCUAUUGCGAUGCAAUUAUUCUAA
Molecule: messenger RNA, 1179 nt
Organism: Fimicolochytrium jonesii
Lineage: Eukaryota; Fungi; Chytridiomycota; Chytridiomycetes; Spizellomycetales; Powellomycetaceae
Exons: 3
Coding region: 271-1179 (302 amino acids)
Biological process (GO): regulation of DNA-templated transcription
Molecular function (GO): DNA-binding transcription factor activity
Source: RefSeq, a predicted model, not a curated record